Diuraphis noxia (Russian wheat aphid) is the source of this 1444-nucleotide messenger RNA. RefSeq lists its product as uncharacterized. The record is from RefSeq and is a predicted model, not a curated record. Lineage: Eukaryota; Metazoa; Arthropoda; Insecta; Hemiptera; Aphididae. Gene Ontology annotation, molecular function: protein dimerization activity.
AUGAGAUUUUCAAAAAAAAGUAUGAAGUUGGCUAAUAGUGUGGAUGGCUUUUUAAUGUUUGACUAUUCAAAAAGCCUUACAUUUAUAAACCAUUAUAAAAAUUUAUUAAAUAUCGAUGUGGAAAGUUUAAAGGCAGAAAUGAUGGUUGCAAAAAAUCUUAAAAAACAAUCUACCGAUGAUAAAAUAAUGGCACUUGCAGGAAUAGCUGRAAUUGUAUCAACUAACACUUUUCCAAACUUAUAUAAAUUGUUGAACAUAGCUUAUACAAUUCAUAUUAGUAGUGCUACAUGUGAAAGAGCGUUCUCUGCUAUGCGGCAGGUCGAAGGAAGAAAACACGUCUACAAACACAACUUUGGAAAAUUCGAAGAAAAAAGAGCAUUACGCAAAGCUGCCCGAGGAAAAUGGAAAAACUUAAAAGACCAUUUUCGUAAAGAGUACAAAAGAUGUAUGACUAACAUGGAAAGUGACCAAGAAAUGUCUAGAUGGCCAUAUUUCCAUUCAAUGAUGUUUAUCAAAGAUCAGAUCUCGCACACCGCCACAAAUUCAGUAUACCUGACGGACUUACAAUAUCAAAACAUAUAUCCAGAAGUAGAAUUGAAAGAAGAAUUGUUGGAUGACACAAAUCCCUUGAACUGUCUUAACAUUGAGUAUGACAAUCAAAAUUUAGUUGAAGUGAAAUCAGAUUAUUCGAAUCAAGACGAAAAUAUUUCUGACGACAAACAUUUUUUAUUGAGUCUUUUACCAAUGUUAUCCGCACUUCCGAUGGAUAAGAAACUCACAGCUCGGAUAGCCAUCGAAACGUCGUUGCUCAACAUUGCUUACCCAGAUCUGAAUACAGUGGACAAUUUACACACUGAACAAAAGGGUACUAUUCGAAAAAAUUCAACCAAGACUGAAAAAAGAAAAAGAAUAACUGAGGAUGAGUGCCAUCCCAAAAAGCGUUCGGUAAACGUCAAAACAAUUUGUUGAUAUUCAUUAAGUACCUAUAUUUUAUUGUAAAUAAAAAUUAUAUUAUAUGAUUUUCUUUUAUUAUAUAUAUAUAUAUAUGAAUUUUUUUUUGUUAAGUAUUUGGACCAUAAUUUAAACAAGUGACAGUUUUUGUUCAUUUAAUUUUAUAUAAAUAUUUUAACAACGGAAAUUGUAUGAUUUGAGUAUAAUAUAUUGACAAUAAUGAAACCGAUGGGUUAAUUACCUAUAUAUAUAUAUAUAUAUAUACGCACUAAAAAUUAAAAUCAUAGAGCGGAACACCUUUUGGUCGACAUAAACGUGCUUCUCUAUAAAACAAAUGAUUAUUAUGAUCGUGCUAGUUCCUCAUUGUAUUGGUUAUAAAUAGUUUAUGAUGUUAAAUAUAAUUUAUUAUAUGACGUAUAUUGAUUAUUUUUUAUAUGUAUCAAGGUAUGUACUGAAUUUGGUAGAAAUAACUAAAAAAUUAUACCUACCCUAA